This is a messenger RNA of Sinocyclocheilus rhinocerous, 2474 nucleotides long. Its product is annotated as inhibitor of nuclear factor kappa-B kinase subunit beta-like. The transcript has 21 exons. Bases 1 to 2220 code for a protein of 739 amino acids. Gene Ontology annotation, cellular component: cytoplasm; IkappaB kinase complex. The record is from RefSeq and is a predicted model, not a curated record. Gene Ontology annotation, molecular function: protein binding; IkappaB kinase activity; ATP binding. Gene Ontology annotation, biological process: positive regulation of transcription by RNA polymerase II; tumor necrosis factor-mediated signaling pathway; peptidyl-serine phosphorylation. NCBI's taxonomy places the organism in Eukaryota, Metazoa, Chordata, Actinopteri, Cypriniformes, Cyprinidae.
AUGAGCCGUCCACCCUCCAUGCAACCGCAGAUGUGCGGCCCCUGGGAACUGAAAGAGCGGCUGGGAACCGGAGGCUUCGGGAAUGUCACACUCUGGCAAAAUAAGGAGAGCAGUGUUCAGAUCGCUAUCAAACAGUGCCGGCAGGAGCUCAGCGCCAAGAAUAAGGGCAGAUGGAGUUUAGAGAUUCAGAUCAUGAAGCGGUUGAAUCACAUGAAUGUGGUGGCAGCGAGAGAUGUUCCAGAAGAGCUCCAGAAACUGGCCACAAAUGACCUGCCAUUGCUGGCCAUGGAGUACUGCCAGGGAGGAGACCUACGCAAGUAUCUGAACCUGCUUGAGAACUGCUGUGGCAUGAGAGAAGCUGCUGUACUGACACUGAUUCAAGAUAUAUCCUCAGCACUGACGUACCUCCACGGGAUGAGGAUUAUUCACAGAGACCUCAAACCAGAAAACAUCGUCCUUCAACAGGGAGAAAAACGGCUGGUUCAUAAGAUCAUAGAUCUGGGUUACGCUAAAGAGCUGGACCAGAGCAGCCUGUGCACAUCGUUUGUUGGGACGCUGCAAUAUUUGGCCCCUGAGCUGUUAGAACAGCAGAAGUACACGGUGGCGGUGGAUUACUGGAGUUUUGGGACGCUGGUGUUUGGGUGCAUCACAGGAUUCAGGCCUUUUCUACCAACCUGGCAACCCGUGCAAUGUCACCACAUACUGUUAGCGAGUGAACUGGAGAGCUGGUUACAAAUGAUGCUGAGAUGGUCACCUAAAAAGCGAGGCAAAGAUAUAAGACAGCGGAGCAAAGGCAGUCAGGACGGGGUCAAAGACCCAGAAGAGGACGGUAAAGAAAGCAGUUCAGAGGCCGGCAAAGACUCUCCGAAAGCUUCCUGUUUCUGCUUCGAUGAAUUAAGCCGCAUUCUGAAUCUAAAGCUGGUCCACGUGCUCAACAUGACCUCUGCUGAAAUAUUCACCUAUUCGGUGCAGCCGCAGGAGGACGUGGCAUCCCUGCAGGAGCGAAUCGCGCAGGACGCUCGCAUUCCUCCGGCCAAUCAGGAGCUGCUGCUGGAGGCCGGGCUUGCGCUUGAGCCGCAUAACAACGUCACGCAGUGUGCAAUCGAUUAUAGCAUGAUGGACACUCGGCGGACAGAUGAGCCGCUGAUUUUCCUGUUUGACCGUUCGUGCUACAGCUACGAGCCUCAGUUUACGCCACGUGUCCUGCCUGAGAACAUCCGAUUCGUCCAGAACGAGCCCAAGCGCUCGCUGCCCUACAGCUCCCGGAGACGCACGUGGGGUCAAGCGUGGCACACCAUCCGCGCGCUGAAGGAGGACUGGCAGAGACUGCAGCAAGGCCAGAAAGUCGCCAUCAUGAGUCUCCUCAGACACAACGGCACACUGUCAAAGCAGAAGAACGAGAUGGUGUCGAUGCACCAGAGGUUAAAAGCCACGCUGGAGUUCUUCAGCAGCAGUCUGCAGAUCGACAUCGACAAAUACCAGGAGCAGAGAGCGACGGGCAUCGCUUCUGAAAAAUUAUUGAGUGUCUGGAGAGAAAUGGAGCAAACCGCCCUGGACUGCGGACAGACAGAAGACGUGAAUAAGCUGGAGGAGGAGAUGAUGACCCUUCAGACUGAUAUCGUGGACCUGCAGAGACAGCCGUGGAGGAGUGGAGAGGCUUUAGAAACGCUUGAGGUGAAGGCCAUGGAGCUCUUCCGUAAACUGAGAGAGAAACCCAGAGAGCAGCGCAGUAUGGGCGACUGCCAAGAAGUGAUCAAACUGGUGGUUCAGGCCGUGCAGUUCUACGAGAGGAAGUUACGGGACUUCUACACACACCUGAGUAAGACGAUGGUGUGCCGUCAGAGAGUUCUGGAGCUGCUGCCGCGUGUGGAGGGGAUGGUGAGUGCGAUCGCCCGCAGCGAGAAACAACUGAUGCACCUGCAGGAGAAGAGACAGAAGGAGCUGUGGAACCUGCUGAAAGUGGCCUGCAGUAAGGUUCGUAGUCCAGUGAGCGGCAGUCCAGACGGAGGACGAACUCCACCGGCCCCUGCACACCCGCUGAUGUCCCACAGACCGUCCGACGUACCGCAGGCAGACGAGUCUCAGCUUGUGAUUGAGGAGAGCAAGAUGUUUGAGAGCCGCCUGCAGAGUUUAGUGCAAGACACCAUUGAGGAAACAGAGUCCAGCAUGCAGAUACUGAGAGAGUGGAAGUGGUUAAACGGAGGGCAGGAUUUGGCUUGAUGUCACAGGUUACCAACGAGUCGAACCCGAGUUUGUCAGUCAGACUGUUACCUCAAGAGCGAACAAACAUGAUGCUGUACUGCCACCAACUGGAGGAAACACGAUACUGCAGGCAAUGUGUGCUGACAAUUCAUUUCUUACCUGUAAGAGGUUAUAAACCCUUAAAUAUAGUUUUUUAAUCAUAUAUGUUGACAAUUUUCCAGCCUUUCUGAUGUUUUCUAUGCAAAUGCCUAUUCACAUUUUGUGCACAUUUA